This is a messenger RNA of Bacillus rossius redtenbacheri, 4034 nucleotides long. RefSeq lists its product as uncharacterized. The transcript is spliced from 2 exons. Gene Ontology annotation, molecular function: chitin binding. The coding region runs from base 83 to 2950 and encodes 955 amino acids. The record is from RefSeq and is a predicted model, not a curated record. NCBI's taxonomy places the organism in Eukaryota, Metazoa, Arthropoda, Insecta, Phasmatodea, Bacillidae. Gene Ontology annotation, cellular component: extracellular region.
AGGCCUCGAAUCAGGCGCCGAGCGCAGCAGAGCAAGCACUACGCAACAGAGUGCGUCUGGUCGGGCAUGAGAACCCUUCCGAAUGAGAGGACGCAGUGAAACCAUGCGCGUCAGUACGAUCUGCAUUACGCUGCUUUUCACAUUGGGGAAUGUACUUGCAAUACCGUUGCAACCCUGCCCCAGAGAAGAUUCUGCAUCUUUCUCCAUGGUGCUGCUGCCAGACAGCACCAACUGCACGAUGUACUACAUCUGCAUCUUUGGAGACCUCGUGGCGCAGGCCUGUCCGGACGGCCUCCACUUCGACUCGUCUUUGCAGUCGUGCGAGUCCCCGUCCACUGCCGGGUGCGAGUUGCCCGCAAGUCCGUCUGUUCCGCCGACGGAAACAGUCACCGAAUCCGACACGAGCGCGCCAACCUCCCCGACUGAAGAAACUACUACCGAGUACACAACUCUACCAACCUCACCAACAGAAAUUGUAACUGAAUCCGAUACCACACUUCAACCCACUCAAACGGAAGAAAUAACUACCAAUAUACCAUCCUCGGCGACGGAAGAAAUAACUGACUCAUUAACAAGUCUGCCACCUUCGCCAAAGGAAACAACCAUUGCUGAAUCCUACACUAACCAAUCCCCUUCGCCAACUGAGCUGAUUACUGAAUCCGACAUAAGCCUAUCGCCUUCGUCAACGAAAGCAAUUACAAUUGGAUCCAACGCAAGUACGCUGUCCUCACUAAGGGAAAUACUUAAUACAGAAUCCACCACACGUCAACCAUCUUCGACACUGAAAGCAAAUGUUACUGAAAACUUAACCAGUCCACCAUCAUCCGCGACAGAAACAUUUGAUGACUCGUAUAAGAAAAUACAAUUAGAAAGUUCCUCUGUCACUCCAAAACAGGAAUCUGCUGGUGAUAUUACAACACACUUUGUUGCAGACGGGUUGCUAGAAACAUCAAGUAAACUCAGCUCAGGAAACAUUUCUGAAUCUGAGGGUAGUAGAAAUGAAUACUCAAGUAAAACCCCAACAGUCGCUCUUCUGUCGACAAAACUCGCUACAGAAAUUUCAAACAUCAGUGUUACAGAAAUAAUUCCAACAGAAUCACAAUCGAGUAUACAAACUAAUGCCUCGAGUAUUUUAGCCACAGUAACCCAAACAGUGCCUAUUUCGCAAUCCAACACUAAGCUAAGUAAUAUUGCAUUUAUCAUACCUAAUUUACUAUCUCCUUCAGCGCAUCAUGCGAAAGAUCACAUAGACAUGAUAGAGACACUUCUUCUUAGCCCACAUGGCCCUCUACUAACGAAUAGUGAUGCCAUAGAAGACUUAAUUUCUUACAUCAAAGAGGAUUACAGAGGUAAUAUCAACAUUUUAAAACAGCGAGUGAAGAGGCUAAUUGCUGUGUUCGCGAAGUUCUUGGUAAUCCAUGCUCGUGAACUAACACCUGGUGCAAGGCAACAUAUAUAUUCUUGGAUGCACCAUCUUGCUGGGAACAUUCGGCUUGAGCCCGCUGCAAAUAGUAUCAGUCCUUCAGAAAACAGCAAGAUACCUCUCGAAGGUCCUGAAAGGAAUUUUAGAAAAAAUAAUGAAGAAAAUUUCAGUUUGCAUGGUUUCACUUCUCGAGACAAACUAAAACACGAACUUAAAUCCAGGCCUGACAUAUCAAAAGAUUCGAUAUCCGAAAGUUCUGAAGAAAUAGACCGUAUCCCAGUUAACAGGACCUCGACAACAAAUCCACCUACAACCACUAGAGUUGGUCGCCAUUCUAGACGCCAGUAUGAGAUUCUAUUUGAAUCAAAAAAUAAUCAUAGCUCCGAGUCUGAAGCAUCACAAGAAUCAGAUCCUGAAAGUCUUGAAGAAGUAAAGGUAACUCGACCUAAAAGGACCACGACUUUAACCCCACCUACAACUACUGUUCACCUUCAAACUAUUCGCUUGUUUAAAAUACAUUCUCAGUCAAUAAAGAAUUUAAGUUCUGAGUCCGAACUAUCCAACGAAUCAGAACCUGUUAGUUCUGAAGAAAUAGAGCUUGCCCAACUUAAGAAUACCACGACUGUUGUUCCAUUAACGACUAAAGAAAAACGUCGUCAAACCAGAAAACAUUUUAAAAAUAGUUUUCAGCCACAAUCUUACCAAAGCUCGAAAUCUGAGGCAUCUAAAGAAUCAGAUCCUGCUAGUUCAGAAGAAACAGAGAUCAUUGUACUGAACAGGACCACGACAGUAGCUCCAGUAGUAACUAGUGAAGUUACACGUGAACCUAGACUCCCGUUUAAGUUUUUGCUUACGUCAAUAACCAAGCAAAGUCACGAGUCUGAGUUAUCUGAAGAAUCAGAUCCUUCCACUUCUGAAGAAAUAUAUUUACCUCGACUUAACAAAAGCACGACUGUAGCUUUAUUUACUACUAAUGGACCUCGUCGUCAAUUCACACAGCAGUUUAAGGCAACUUUUGAGCCGAAAUAUGGUCCAGUCUAUAAGUUAAGACAAUCACAGGAAUCAGAUCCUGCCAGUUCUGAAGAAAUAGAGUUUUCCCACCUAAACAGGACCAGAACUCUAGACCAAAUUACGGCUUCUCAUAAACUUCGGGACAAAUUUGAACGAAAAAUUGGGACUCUUGUAAAGUCAAAAACCAAAGAAAUCCCUGACGAGUCUGAACCAUCCAAAGAACAAGAUCUUGAAAGUUAUGAAGAAAUAGAAAUUAACAGAAUAAACAGAACCCCGAAUCCAAAUAUACCUAUCUAUAAUAAAUUUGAAAUUCAACCUAAACAACCGUUUCAAGUUCAUGCUAUGCUGAAAUAUCAACAAAGCUCAGAGACCGAAAUAUCCCAGGAACAAGAACAUUCCAGUUCAGUAGAAGUGAAACUCAACAAAAAAUAUCCCAAAAAGUUUGUAAUUAAAACAAAACCAAAUAAAGAAUUCAGUUACGAAAUUUCUGAAACAAACGAGGAAAGCAACCAAUAAGUAAUAACAAAUAUAUAAUUAUCACUACAGCUAUAUUACAACUCUGUACGAUAGUAGGUGUAAAAGUGUAAUGGAUGUUUUUGAAAUAUAUAAAUACAACUAAACUAAUAGUUAAUAAAAAUCAUUUGUUGUCGUACCUGGUUUUGAAGUCUAUGAUAAAAUUCAGCAAAAAAAUAGUUCUUGCUUUGAAAUUUGGUACGAUACCUACGUUGCGAACAGCAGCGCUUUGGACAAUUUAUUUUAUUUGUUUAUCUUUCGUAAUUAAAAAUGCCUUGUGAAAAUCAAUUUUAUAUAUAUUUUAUAUAUAACACUUUUUGCUUAUUUUAAAACAUAAUAGGUAAGUUUUUUUAAUAACAAAAGUUUUUCUCAUUUAUAUACAUAAAAUAGGAUGUAUGACUUCGUUAAACACCGACACCGUUUGACCGAUCACCAUGAAAUUUGGCACAUCAGAGUGUUUUUUUCGUGGAUAUAGUUUUAAGCUAUCCAUUUUUUGUAACUCAUCACUAGAUGGUGUUGCAGUGCAUCAACUUCUAUUCCGUUCAACAGAUCCCCAUGAAAAUUGGUGUAUUGUGAAAUUCACUUUUAAUUGAGCGAAAGAACUCAUAGAUCAGUGAGUUUUAGUCUCUGGAAUAAAUAUAUGAAUCCACAACCAAACCAGAGUAAUUUUAACAAAUUAACAAUCCAAUCUCACUGACUUGAAGUUUCCACUAUUUGAAAUUUAGAGUUUAAUUGGGUUAUAACUAACUAAGUAAAUGUUGAUACACAGAGUGAAUAAAUCUUGUUUACAACAGAUUUUAUAUAAGUUUAUGUUUUUGUACUUGAGUAAUAUUGUUUCCUGCUUUUUUAAUUUUAAAUUACAAUUUUUAAUUAACUAUGGCAUAAAAAUUGAUAGUUUUAUCAACUAUUUUGAGACUUCUUUAAACUAUGGUAAGCAGGUAAAGAGAAAAGUUACCAGCCGGUUUGUUCUAUUUUGUAACUGUCGAAUAAAUGUAGAACUACAAAUUUAAUUCAAGUGCUCUGUUGACAACUUUAUCCCCAAAUGUGUGUGCGACUUGUCUGUAACAAUAAAAAACUGGAACUACAA